Messenger RNA from Symphalangus syndactylus (siamang), 2851 nucleotides. RefSeq names its product zinc finger AN1-type containing 5 (gene ZFAND5). NCBI's taxonomy places the organism in Eukaryota, Metazoa, Chordata, Mammalia, Primates, Hylobatidae. The record is from RefSeq and is a predicted model, not a curated record. Gene Ontology annotation, molecular function: DNA binding; zinc ion binding.
CCCCCUCUUUUUCCUCACAGCCCGGGCGCCGGGCGGCAAGCGCGUUAGUCGGCCGGGACGCGGAGCUGUGUGCAUCUCCUACGCGGGCUCGCUAGCUCCUGGGAGCCGCGCAGCUUCCCCGGCGGUGGCAGGAGCGGCGAAGAGCGCCAUCAGCGGGCCCUUACGGCCCCAGGCCUCGCGGCGCGCGCUCCGCUCGCUCUCCUAGUCCACCCAACCUGCGGCCUGUGGAGGCGUGAGGCGACUACGGGCGAGCGCCUCGAGCAGCGUUAGCCGCUGCGGCCUCCGGUCCUCCCUCCGCCUCCUCCUCUGCCCCCCCCUCGCUUCCCUCCUCCCACUUCCCGAGCUCCGGCGUGUCCCGGCCACGCUCGGCGCUGCUGCAGGAACAAAGGAAGACCCCGCGGCGGCGGCGGCGGCGGCGCCACCUCCGCCUGCGGCUCCGACCCGCUCCCGGCCCGCGGCGGCGGCACCAGGGCGUCCGGCUCAGCCUUCCCGGAGGCCUCGGCCCGGCCUCAUCGUGCCGGCUUCGCGCGCGAACCCGGCUUUCGCAUUUGGGACCCCACAGGGCCCUGAAAAGGAGCCUUUAAAAGUCAAUUCUACUCCAUUUGGCAAAGAGGGAACUGAAAUCUGGAAAGUAAGGACUUGCCCAAGGUCACUGACUUAGUGGCAGACUAGAGACUUGACCUCUCAGGUCUGCAUUCCCAGCAGAAAAAUAUGGCUCAGGAGACUAACCAGACCCCGGGGCCCAUGCUGUGUAGCACAGGAUGUGGCUUUUAUGGAAAUCCUAGGACAAAUGGAAUGUGUUCAGUUUGCUACAAAGAACAUCUUCAGAGGCAGCAGAAUAGUGGCAGAAUGAGCCCAAUGGGGACAGCUAGUGGUUCCAACAGUCCUACCUCAGAUUCUGCAUCUGUACAGAGAGCAGACACUAGCUUAAACAACUGUGAAGGUGCUGCUGGCAGCGCAUCUGAAAAAUCAAGAAAUGUGCCUGUGGCUGCCUUGCCUGUAACUCAGCAAAUGACAGAAAUGAGCAUUUCAAGAGAGGACAAAAUAACUACCCCGAAAACAGAGGUGUCAGAGCCAGUUGUCACUCAGCCCAGUCCAUCAGUUUCUCAGCCCAGUACUUCUCAGAGUGAAGAAAAAGCUCCUGAAUUGCCGAAACCAAAGAAAAACAGAUGUUUCAUGUGCAGAAAGAAAGUUGGUCUUACAGGGUUUGACUGCCGAUGUGGAAAUUUGUUUUGUGGACUUCACCGUUACUCUGACAAGCACAACUGUCCGUAUGAUUACAAAGCAGAAGCUGCAGCAAAAAUCAGAAAAGAGAAUCCAGUUGUUGUGGCUGAAAAAAUUCAGAGAAUAUAAAUUACUUCUUGUGAAGAGACUGAAACUUUGUUUUUAUUUUAAUAUAUCGUAGGAAAACAUUAAAGAGCAGAUGCAUGGCCAUUUUUCUUUGAUGUUCUCCAGAGUUUUACUUUACACUUGUCUGUCUUAUAAUUGAUAUUUUAGGAUGUUUGGGUGUUUGUUACAGGCAGAAUUGGAUAGAUACAGCCCUACAAAUGUAUAUGCCCUCCCCUGAAAAAAAUUGGAUGAAAAUCUGCACAGCAAAGUGAAACACACAGAUAAUAGGAACAAAAUAGAGUUCCCAUGUGCCAAACAAAAUAAAUGAAAUCUCUGCAUGUUUGCAGCAUAUCUGCCUUUUGGGAAUGUAAUCAAGGUAUAAUCUUUGGCUAGUGUUAUGUGCCUGUAUUUUUUUAAAAUGGUACACCAGAAAAGGACUGGCAGUCUACUUCUACCAUAGUUAAACUUCACCCUCUUUAAUUUCACAACAUAUUCUUUGGAAGCAGGAAGAAAUGCUCAUAAAGAGGAUCAGACCUUCUUUCCCGUGAAACCAGUAUUUGGUGCCAUAUAUAAGCCUGGUUAAAUUGGUCAUCUAAAACUGUCAAAUAAGACAUUCUGUGAAAGGUAAACAUCGAAACUGAUUAUAAGUAAAACCAUCAAGCCAACAACAGGGUCUUGAGAUAAUCUUUGAAGCUUAUUGUACUGGCCUGCACCAGAAGAUGUCUGCAUUAUUCAUUGCUAAAAAUGUGUAGCACAGAACUGCACUAGGAUUAAUUUGUUUACAAGAAGAAAUUUAAACUCUACGUUUGGUUUUCACAUACAGCAGCUCUACUGAAUAACAUGCAUCUGAAUUUUAAGUUGCAAAGGUAUCUGAAUAGUUAAUUUUUCAUGUGCAUCUUUUGUCGAAUGUUUUGGUUCAAGAAAGAAUGUUUAAAGCUUUUUAAAAGACUUCAGUUCUUAAUGUAACUGUACCCUUCUGCAUGGAAAAUCAUAACCAACAUGGCUGCAGUAGACUUCUUAGUGGUAUCCAGCACCACUUGCAGAGGGCUGCUUUAUCAUAUUGUACUUGGGUGUAGGACUCUAGUGUUCUUGGGUGUAUUGCAUGGGCUGCAUUAUCUACAGCAUUGUACAAUAACAACUAGAAAAGGCAGUAUACUUCACUGAUGCUUGUCUGGUAAUAUCACUUCUGUGUUAUAAUGGAAGGUUUUUUGUGAUGUAUGAAACUUGUGUUUUUUAUAUAUAAAUGAGUAUAGUUAGUGUUGUGGUAAUGCCUGUUUUCAUCUGUAAAUAGUUAAGUAUGUACACGAGGCACUACUUCUGAUUUAUUGCAGUGUUCAGUCCUAGUUUUUACUUUUAUUCUUAAAGCAUUCAGUUUUGCUUUCAAUUUUAUGUACCUUAGUUCUGAGUUAGACCUGCAGAUGUGUACAGAUAGUUCAUAUUUAUGUAUUGCACAUAAUCAUGCUAUUCAGCAUUGAUGCUAUAUUGUAUUAUGUAAAUAAUAAAAGCCAUGUACAGAGGGAAA